Messenger RNA from Amoebophrya sp. A25, 430 nucleotides. The record is from the annotation of a GenBank genome assembly. Lineage: Eukaryota; Dinophyceae; Syndiniales; Amoebophryaceae.
AUGUUUGACCACUAUCAACUUAUAAUAACUGAGACUUGUAUUUUGACGAUGUUUUUCCAUAAUAUAGUAUCUUGCUGUUGUUCUAAUUCAUUACUUUUGGUGUUGUGCAGUGACCCAUUUCGAACCAUUUUGGGCAGGGAUCAGCAGGUUGCAGUAGAUAUCAUAUUGCUCGAGUUUCACCGGAAUAGAACGGAAAAUAGUAUCAUAAUGAGGACCCUUUCCAUGAGAUCAUGCUGUUACACGGGUACUACUAGUCGGGAUGUAAGCAUCUUCACAAUUUUGGACUUAGACAUGGAGAAAGAACAUUUUCACGAGAUACUAAAAUUCAUCAAAUGUUGAUCAAUACAAUUGGUGUGAAUUCCAGGCGAGAAACUCUUGCUGAUAUGAUGGUUUAUUUGUUUUUUUCAUUUCUCCAAAGCAUAAUCAUAGA